CAAGCAUAUCUUCCUGAAGCUGAAAAAACCGGUGAACGAGUAAGCGGGAACAUAUAAAACCACGAGAAAAAUUAAGACUCUCUUAUCCAAAGCAACUUACAAGUCAGGACAUGACCAAAACCCCAUGGUGCCCAAUUAAGUGAAUAUGCGAAGAUCCUGCAGGUCUACGGUCAGGCUACACCAGCACUGUGAGGGGUGCUACAGCCGGCGCUGCAGGGCCCCUGUUGAGGUCUCUGUCUCCUGUGUGACCAUCAGCUGCCGACUGCUCUGCGGUGCUGUCUUCCACCUGUGCAAGGAGGAGGAGCACCAGCUGCUGUGCCCCAAUGUGAAGGUGCCCUGCCUCAACGCCCACUAUGGCUGCCCCUUCACCAUGUGCCGCUCCAAGCUGGCCAAACACCUGGAGGUGUGUCCGGCCAGCGUGGUCAGCUGCUCCCUGGAGUGGAACCGCUGGCCCAUCGAGGAGACCAACACCGUCUUCUAUGACAAUGUCAUCAAGGAGCCCUACUCUGAGGAGCAACUGGACCUUUCCAUGGCCCUCAGAGACCAGAAGCUUCUGUGCGAAAGGCUGAAAAUGAAGUCGUUUUUCCCUGAGUUAAUGGAGGAGGUUGAGGAGCUCCCUCCUCCAGAGCCAGAGGAAGCAGCCGAAUCCGAGGCUAUUGAAAAUGGGGCAGCAUGGGCUCCCACGGCUCGAGGUGGGGGUGAGCGCUCAGGCCACAACUUCACUGGAGCAGAGAUGCCCGAACUCACCCAGGAUAAGAAAAAGAACACCGUGGACACUGAAAGCUACAACCAGUGGGAGAAAAUGUUCAGCAUGGAAAGGGGUGGCUGCAAGCAGGCCGCCAAAGCAUUGAAGGACAAGAAACAGGGGGAUGGAAAGGAGGAAAAGGCAUCGCCCUCACCAGGCAGCCAGAAGACUGAGAAGGAAGGGCCCAAGGAGAGCCAGGCAGCUGCAACUGCCAUGCCCGUUGACAUCUCAAAGACAGGCCUGGCUCCCUGGCAGGAUGGGGUCCUCGAGAGACUGGGAAAAGAGGUCAAUGUGAAAGAUUUCAACAUGUACCUGGUGCACCACGGACGCAUGCUGAUCCGGUUCGGUCAAAUGCCCGCCUGCACUCCUAGAGAGAAGGACUUUGUUUAUGGUAGCUUGGAGCCCAUUCCUGUUCAGACACUACGCUCUUUUAAAGUUCCCACAAGUUACAGGGAAAAACGCAUUCAUCUCAGAGACCCAACCACAAGGGCCUGCACUGAAGACAAAUGUGUGGACACCUCAGAUUUGGGUGUCUCCAUGGAGGACAUUCCAAAAAUGGAUGAGAUUCCCGCCACCUUACUGUGCUCCUCUGAAAAGGAACUGCGGGGGCACAAAGUCUGUGAAACAGUUGUUACGGAUGGUCUCUUUGUAGACCUAGCAACCCAGACUUAUGACUUCCACACUGCUCCAUUUAAGCGCAAUGCCUCACUGGCUGACAUCACUGCUGACAGGGCCCUGAAACUACACGUUCAAAUUCACGCCGAGAGCGUGACCAGCAGGCACAAUAAAGCCAGCUCUGCCUUCACCUUUCUGUGUAGCCACUUCUUUCGCCGUGACGAGUUUCGCUCCCACUUCAAGAAUGUACACUCAGACAUCCAAUCCUGCUUGAACGGCUGGUUCGAACAGCGGUGCCCCCUAGCUUACCUUGGUUGUACCUACAGUCAGAAGAGGUUUCAACCCUCUACCCACAGGGCAAAGGUAAGCUACAACCAGGACCUCAGCACCUUCACUCUCAGACCAGAGGUCUCUGCCUCGCUCUUCAAGGGCGUGAAGACCAUCGCCACAGAGAGGAAGCGAGCUCGCAACUUAGACUCCCUCAGCAGGCUGCCUUUCGAGGUCCUUGUGCACAUCGCCGGCUUUCUGGACAGCUUCACUCUAUCCCAGCUGGCCCUGGUCUCCAAGCUGAUGAGAGAUGUUUGUGCUACUCUGCUGCAGGAGAGGGGAAUGGUCUCCUUAAAGUGGGAGAAAAAGACCUACUCCCAUGGGAGAAUAUGCUGGAGACCCAGACAGGUAUGGCAGUUCAGCAACCUAUUCUCCACAGUGGAGAGGUGGUGCUUUGGUGACACCCCCUCCAUGGCCCAACACCUGAAGCUCUGUCCAUUCUACCAGACCGAGGACAAGAGGGAACCUGUGGCUUUAGCCAGUGUGAGUGACAGCAAAUGGAACGUUCGGGAAUGUCAGAGUCUGGUUGCCUUGUUCCGGGGACACAAGUGA
Megalops cyprinoides (Indo-Pacific tarpon) is the source of this 2239-nucleotide messenger RNA. RefSeq names its product F-box only protein 40-like. Gene Ontology annotation, molecular function: protein binding; zinc ion binding; ubiquitin protein ligase activity. Gene Ontology annotation, cellular component: cytoplasm. Lineage: Eukaryota; Metazoa; Chordata; Actinopteri; Elopiformes; Megalopidae. The record is from RefSeq and is a predicted model, not a curated record. Bases 146 to 2239 code for a protein of 697 amino acids. The transcript is spliced from 5 exons.